AUGUUGAAAUACGGCGUUCCAGCCGAUAUAUGUGAUAACGAUGGACGAACUCCUCUCCUAUCAGGUCUUGCACUGAUAGGAAAUGCCAUGGGGGCAAUAGAAUGUGGGAAUAUUAAUAAUAUUCUGUUCUCUAGCGUUUCAGAUGAUCUGGUUCACGACUUCAACAAAGCCGAUCAGAUGAAGAGAUAUGACAGUCAUGGAGUGAAGGUUAAGCUAAUGAGGUCCUCGCAACAGAUGGCUGAAGCUAUGGGUUGUAACAGAUUAGCUAUAGCUAUAUUACAGCAAAAUGGAAAGGAGCUCCAGAGGCUUCUCCAUGUGGAACCAUCAUUGGCUGACGAGGAGAACGCAUUCAACGACUCCCCUGCGCAUUUGGCUAUCCCUUGGCCUGAAGGACUGGAAUAUCUGCUUGGUUCUUGCGGUCUGCCACCCGUCAUUCCAGGACAGCUGAACACCCUGCAGCAUGCCGUAUCUUACAGCUCUGGUGUCUGCACCAAUAAUGCGGAGCUCAAGUUUUGCUCAAACUGCUCUUGCUUUAGACCUACAGAGAUUGUUUUGCAACACAGCCCUAGAAUGGACCGUCACUACGAUUUCAUGACCCUGUUAAUUUUUGCAUCUCAUCGAACUAGGCUUCUUUUACUCAAACAUUUAAAAGCUUCGCGGGAGCGCUUGCGGAGCUAUGCACUGGACCACUUCCAAACUGAUGACUCCAGGAGACUAGGACUCUUUUCAACUCGGAUUCUUGACGCCAAAACGAAAGAUGUCAUUGAAAUCUUGCAGCAAAUGUCUAUAAGAAUUUCGCCCGGCCUUUUCAGUGGGAUUCUAGAUCCUACUUGUGCUGCUACUUCCGGUGUAUCAAGCUGGGAAUCUGUCUAUACCUAUAUCGAUUGCGCAGCAAUAGCAGAUAUGGCCUUUGGAUUAGGAUUCGGUGACGUGGAUGUUCCAGGUAGUGAUGGAAACACACUUAUUUCUAAGGCACGAUCUCUUGGCUACAUUCUCUGGCUUUUGGAUCAUGGUGCAGACCUCUCAACACCUUCUGAGCAUAUUAUAGGCUCGAAGCUCAACCAAGUUGCGGCUCACGGGGUAGCUGGUUGGUUCGGUGGUCAUCUUCUAUCUCGCUGCAGUAGCCGGAGUAUGUCAAAGGAAGAUUGGCCCAAAUCCACUGAUGGAUCAUCUGAAAAGCGCUUGAUGUCCUAUUUGUUGAAUGUUCACGCCAAUGACGCCUGCGAUUGUGCUUGCUCGAUUCGAGGCUGUACGGUCUUUCUCAGCAUCCUCAAAGGUUACUUCUGCGAUGGUCGCCUCGGGAAUUACUCUGAAACGGGUAUACCUCGGGAGGAGGAAAUCUUUUGCUCCUAUGAGCUGUAG
Messenger RNA from Cadophora gregata, 1362 nucleotides. RefSeq lists its product as uncharacterized. The transcript is spliced from 3 exons. The record is from RefSeq and is a predicted model, not a curated record. Lineage: Eukaryota; Fungi; Ascomycota; Leotiomycetes; Helotiales; Ploettnerulaceae. The coding region runs from base 1 to 1362 and encodes 453 amino acids.